AUGAAAAGCAAAAUGUCUUAUAAACCAGUAACACACAUGCUUUUUGAUAUGGAAGGGUUAUUAUUAGAUACAGAGAGGUUGUACAAUGUUGCAUACCAGGAAGUCUGUGACAGGUUCAAUAAGCAGUAUACCUGGGAGGUGAAGUCGUCUGUGAUGGGCAAGAAAGCUCUGGAGUGCCUGGUUUUUGAAGAUGCACCAAAUGGGGUAAAGGCGGGUCUGGCAGCCGGAUUGCAGGUGGUGAUGAUCCCAGACGAUAACCUGGACAGCAGCCUCACCCAGGAGGCCACCUUGCUGCUAAGAAGCAUGGAAGAGUUCAGACCAGAACUUUUCAGUCUCCCAGCCUACCCUUAAGGACAGUAAUCACCACAGUGAUUUAAAUUCCACUAUGCUAUAUCUUGUCAAUUUUUGAAAAAUGGAUUUCAGGCUGCAGUGUAGCUCCUGCAAUCAAAAACAGGAGAAACUAAUCUUCACCAUUAUUUCUGUGUGAGCCAUGGAUUUGCUGUUCAGGGACACAACAGAAUGCUGAUUGUUUCGAUUUUUAUUUUAUUUUAUUUUUUUUUAGACAAUCACAACUCUGAAUCUCUUUCCUUUGACCACCCAAAUAACACUGAGACAAAUUUGAUUAAGCAAUUAGCCUCAGUCUAACCAUUAGGCCAUAUUGACAUUUUGCAUUUCAACCAAUUACAGGGUGUAAUUUCUUUCAUUUCCCCCCCUUCCAAAUGCAGAUGUCUUGAGCGUUUGUGUCUCUGUAUAUAAAUCUUUGAUUCAAGCUCACAACUUUCCGGUCAUGGUUUAAAUUUACAGUACGUGGCGGUUUAACAAUCCCACUCAACCAGCCGUGUUUUCUAUUAGCAUUACCUUUCCUCUUUGCAGAGGUCUAUUAAAAUACCAAAGAGAUUUUUUGAGUUUGAAUCCAUGUGGCGUAAUCCAAUAAAGGGUAUCCGAGAGCACAGUCGUCUUUCAUCUUCUUCCAGUGUCCGCCCUCACAGAGCUGGAGUUAGCAUGUUCACUCACUUCAGCGCUGUCCAACAUCUCAGAGAGUUCAAGCCUGUCUUCUUUCAGCCUUCCCCUCUGGUAGGAAGAAAAGGGUUUUUGCCAGCAUCCUCUUCCUCCUCCGCAUAUGCCACGUCCUUUCAUCCUUAAAGAUGGGGUAAUCUGGAAAGCUUUUCCUUCUUUAGGACUUUCCACUCCAAGAAGGCCUUUUACAUGUCAUUUCACACCUGAAGGAUCUAAGGCUUAGGGUGUGAGCGUCUGGAGUGUGUGUGCAUUCACCAGUGUUA
Cyprinus carpio (common carp) is the source of this 1280-nucleotide messenger RNA. RefSeq names its product pseudouridine-5'-phosphatase-like. The record is from RefSeq and is a predicted model, not a curated record. Lineage: Eukaryota; Metazoa; Chordata; Actinopteri; Cypriniformes; Cyprinidae. The transcript has 3 exons. Bases 1 to 351 code for a protein of 116 amino acids.